Molecule: messenger RNA, 917 nt
Organism: Puccinia graminis f. sp. tritici CRL 75-36-700-3
Lineage: Eukaryota; Fungi; Basidiomycota; Pucciniomycetes; Pucciniales; Pucciniaceae
Exons: 2
Coding region: 36-734 (232 amino acids)
Biological process (GO): mitochondrial translation
Molecular function (GO): structural constituent of ribosome
Source: RefSeq, a predicted model, not a curated record
GGCACACGACGGCCAGCUACCUAUUUAGAUAAACCAUGUCACGCCUAGUCCCAUUCACCAGCAACCAACUACGAAUAAAAUCGAGCACCAGCAAGCCUCUGUCGAACAUCCUGUUGAAUCAUCCUCCUAACGACUUCAACCGGAGCUCGAAUAUCGAUCAAAUCAGAUGUAAAGUCGCAUCACGUCAGACCGGUGGCGGGAAAUCUAAAUCCGGGAAGCCCAGCGAAAAUCGUUCGGCUCAGACGAAGGGAUAUCUUAAGAAAUCUAAGGACGGAAACAGUAACACGGAUGGGAAAUCGGACCGGUAUGAUGUGAUCAGACAGAUGCUAUACGAGCAGGAUCCUAAGAUGGACGACUCGACACGAUUGGCUCGAUUACAAAAGCUGGUGCCCGAAUUCGAGAUCCACGAAACGAUCGACAGAGCAUGGAAAUUAAACGAAAGACAUCAACGAGAAGCGCAAGAAAAAGCGCUCGAAAGACAAUACCAAUCGAUGAACAAUGCACUAGAAGAACUGCGGUUGGCCGAUCUAAAGCUAUACCUUAGAGUGAUCAAGGACGAGAACGGCUCGAUUCAUCGGUUGCAAAACAUCGUCCAAUCUCCCAAUCUUCUUAAUUCGUCCGGUAAAUUGGCCGGCUUGUUUCCUAGACAACUUAAAUUACCCGUCGAAUCUCUGCCUAAUCCUGAGAAAGUUUGGGAUCAUGAUUGGAAAAAUCCAACUGAUCCCUCCUGCUAAUUUGCUCAAUUUAUUCCCCAUCAUUUCUUCUUUUUUCAUCUCAAGGUCCAUUGUAAUUGUCUCCCCUUUGUUGGUUCCUUUGAGAGCAUCAAACAUCGAAGUGAGCUAGAGAAAGACUGCCCUUCACUUCAGUCAAAUUAGGAAGACUUGGUUUUACAUAUCAACAAAGCCCCCCCCAAAAAA